CAUAUCUUUCGAAAUAAUUUCGAAAUAUAAGUUUUACAUUUCAUUAUGGAUAGCAGAACAACUAAUUGCUUUGUGUUACUCUUGGUCAUUUUGAUAACUUCCGGUUAUUGUGCAGCCCUUGCUGGAAACUCUACUCCAGCACCUGGUGCAAAUAAAACAAACAACGUAGUGACAGCAGCCCCAGCCCUUACUGGAAACCCUACUCCAGCACCUGGAGCAAAUAAAACAAACAACGUAGUGACAGCAGCCCCAGUUCAAGGCGCAAAUUCUCCUACAAACUCACCAGCGGCUACAACAAAAUCGCCAAAACACUGCAUCGAGGGAAAAUGUGUUGCUGCUGGUGAUGAUGAAUCAUGUCUUGGGAAAGUUACAGGCACAUGUCCGUUCAUUGGCAGCUGUACGAAAAUAAUUACCAAGAAUCAAACACACUCAGUUUUUGAACUUGCUUGUGGUAAAGCAACCUGUCAAAAGGUAGCAUCGACAACAACAGUGAAUCCAACACCAGCUGCAGCAACACCAACGACAACUUCUACAUGUUGCACUGAUGCUCUAUGCAAUAAGUUUCAACCUAUGUCAGCAGGUGCUCGAUUUAGUACAAACGUACUUUAUCUCGGAGGAAUACUUCUUUUGUUAGCAUUGAUAUAAUGCUACACAUAAUGAUUUGAACAUGUUUUAUUCGUCCUUAAACUUUGAGAAGAACUUCUUUUGGUAGUAUCUGUGAUAUGAGACUCUUAAUGAUAGGAAGAUAUGUUAUUAUAAUCAUCACUAUAUGAACACCUUAAAGACAUGUAUUGAUUUAACAUUCAAAUUGUUGCUUAUAUUCAAAAGAUUUAAAAUGAAAACCUUAUCCUAUUUAUUGUACAUUGUUGCAGCCAAAAACGGUAUCAAAUGACAAGUGACAUAAUGAUAAUAUAAUAACAUCCAUAAAUGAUUGCUAUUGUACAAACUGAAUAGUGUAUUGAAAUACUGUAAAUUUGAAAACAUAUAUUGACAAUUAGUUUUAAAGUAUUGCUGUUAAAAAAGUGGUGAUUAGCUGGCAUUGUUCUGCUUCUUUUAUAUGGAUGACCUGAUGAAGCUGCAAGCUGAAUAAUGUGCUCAAAUGAUACAUAAUAGAAGUGGUAUAAUGUUAGAUUAACAUAUUUGUCUAUCUAUGUAGCUUUUGUAGUUCUUUUUAUAAAAACCAUAGAAAAGAGUGUACAUGUAGUUUUAUUUAGAAACAGACAUAUAAUAAACACAUUAUUUGAAA
Ruditapes philippinarum (Manila clam) is the source of this 1246-nucleotide messenger RNA. RefSeq lists its product as uncharacterized. The coding region runs from base 46 to 645 and encodes 199 amino acids. Lineage: Eukaryota; Metazoa; Mollusca; Bivalvia; Venerida; Veneridae. The record is from RefSeq and is a predicted model, not a curated record. The transcript is spliced from 5 exons.